Molecule: messenger RNA, 282 nt
Organism: Didymodactylos carnosus
Lineage: Eukaryota; Metazoa; Rotifera; Eurotatoria; Philodinida; Philodinidae
Source: the annotation of a GenBank genome assembly
AUGGUUGAUAAGAAAGAAUCGGAAAAAAUCAAAGAACCAUUCGAUUUGUUGAAAAAAUCAAAAAACUUUUACGACAAAACUGGAGCUCCAACGGCCACGGCAGCCAACCAUCCACUGAUGGCUGCCGUGGGCCGGACGCCGACAACAUCGUCGGAGAACGUCCCUAGAGGUUUAGAUGGUAAACCAGGUGUAGAUGGUAAACCAGGUGUAGAUGGUAAACCAGGUGUAGAUGGUAAACAAACAUCACAAACAUCGAAAAAGCAAGGACAACAGCAAUAUUAA